Messenger RNA from Mytilinidion resinicola, 1669 nucleotides. Its product is annotated as putative disulfide oxidoreductase. The coding region runs from base 39 to 1280 and encodes 413 amino acids. NCBI's taxonomy places the organism in Eukaryota, Fungi, Ascomycota, Dothideomycetes, Mytilinidiales, Mytilinidiaceae. Gene Ontology annotation, cellular component: cytoplasm. The record is from RefSeq and is a predicted model, not a curated record. The transcript is spliced from 3 exons. Gene Ontology annotation, molecular function: flavin adenine dinucleotide binding; electron-transferring-flavoprotein dehydrogenase activity.
CCCCCCUUUCCCCCCCAACCACCACAAAACCCACCAAAAUGCUCGCCGGCGCCAUCAUCAUCACGAAAUUCCUCGGCCUCGCCGUCUCAAAGCUUACGGACACCCUCUCCCGCUCGCUCGCCGCCCGCAUCCACCGCCUAACCUACAGGUCCGCGGAAACUCCGAAAAACGUCGUUGUCAUCGGCGCAUCCUUCGCCGGCUACCAUGCCGCACGGCUCUUAGCUAAUUCGCUACCAAGCGGGUACCGCGUCGUCGUCGUCGAAAAGAACUCGCACUUUAACUUCACGUGGUCGUUCCCGCGGUUCUCAGUCGUGGGUGGAAACGAAUGGAAAGCGUUUAUCCCGUACAGCUCGUACCUCCGCGGGGCGCCAGAAGGCAGCUACGAGUUCAUUCGCGACGCUGUAGAUGAUGUGAGUAAGACAACGGUGGUUCUAAGGAGCGGACGAGAGAUUGAGUAUGAGUAUCUUGUUGUGACGACGGGGUGCCAGGCGGAUGCGCCGUCGAGGCUGAAUGCGGAAGAGCGGGACGAUGCGGUCAAGAUUUUGAGAGGGCUGCAGGAGAAAAUCCGGGAAGCGAGCGAUUUCGUGGUUGUCGGGGGUGGGCCUGCGGGGGUGGAGCUGGCGACGGAUGCGAAGGCGCUGUAUCCAAAGAAGAAUGUGACGUUGAUUCAUUCGCGUAAGCGGCUGUUGCAUGCGUUUGGGAGCAGACUUCAUGAUACGGCGAUGGAAGAGUUGAAUAGGCUUGGUGUGAGAGUCGUGCUUGGGGAGAGGCCUGUUUUGACGGACGAGAGUAGUGGGAGUAUAGCUCUUAGUAGUGGAGAGACGGUGGACUUCGACUUGGUGGUCAAAUGUACCGGCCAGAAACCGUCAUCGAGCGUUGUCGCGAAGUUGGCCCCAAACGCGAUAUCCCAAUCAGGAUAUGUGAAAGUAAAACCAACGUUGCAGAUCGAAGACGAUGACUUGAGAAACGUCUAUGCUGCUGGCGAUGUUGCAGAAGCUGGUGGAUAUGGCAAUAGCCGAUCUACCAUGGAGCAGGCAACGGUUGUGGCAGACAACAUCGUCCUAGCUAUCAAGGGAAAGCCUCUGAUUAAGUAUCAUGCUCAAUGGUGGGAGGGAGGCAUUGAACUGACUCUUGGCCUCAACAAGAGCAUGAUGCAUCUCGAAGAUGGAAAGAGAGACAUACAAUUUAACAGGAAGUCGGCUGAUAUGGUAGGGAAAUGUGCACAGUGCUGGAAAUACUUCAAUGCGGGACCGCUUCCUAAUGCGGACCCAGUUGUAUGAUGAACUUGCGUACUGGGAGGCCAAAAAUGACUUGCUAGAUCCCUGUCUAGCUACUCUGGUAUUAAAUGCUUUAAUUAGGAAACAGAAACUCAAAGUGAUGAGUUUUGAUGAGUUAUCGGAUAUUGCCCUCGGACGGUUUCAGAAGAUAUCUGAGUGCCAAUGGACUUCCCGUGCACCCCUCUAGGUCUUCCUUAAUCUAUGCCAUAGCCUCGAGUGUCAAGGUGGCGUGUGGGAGGAUUCGCUAUUUUUGACAUUGCGGUCAGGUAGUUGUACGUCUAGGUAUGACUCCGAGGCGCAGCAUCGGCAUGCUCUCAAGGUCCACUCACUUUCCUACUUUUCUUGACACUCUGAAUUCAUCUCAUGCUUAAAACUUUGCACACUAGAUUGGG